GACUCGCACAUUUCAAACACUCGCACUCGCGGACUCGUCCUCUCCUCUCCCUUCGUCCCUCGAUCCCCCCACGCCAAGCGAACCCUAGGCCCCGCCGGAGCCGCUCGGCGACGGCGUUCCGCCGCGAUGUGCCGGUGCGCGGCGGCCAUCGCGAGGGCGGUGGUGGCGUUCCUCGACGCCGUCCUCGUGGCCUGCUUCCUCUCCUGCUUCCGCACCCGGCCCCGCCCCGGCUCUGGCUCCGGCUCCAGCCGCCGCGAUGCGCUCGUGCACAGGGAUCGGGUCGGGGAGGUGCUUUGGGAUGACGAGCAAGGUUUAGGAAGGAGUGGAAGAUUUUGUGAGGAUUUGGCUGAUGGUGGCGGCAUUGAUGAGAAGGAGCUUAGACGCGAGGCAAAUUACCUCAAGUUAUGUGGCACUAUAUCUGAAAUCCCAACUGAACUUCGAAAUGAGUCACAUGAAAUCAAUUUGGAAGAUACUAAUGAGUUUAAUAUGCCCACCAAUGCAACAGCGACAAACUGUAUAUCACUAUUUGAAGCUAAUUCAUCUGAAGGCUGCAGAUGUGAGGAGCAUCACACUAUGAGGCCUGAUCUAAACAUUGAAAAUACUCAUUCAUCUUUCUUGGAGAAGUCCCCGUUUCAGAACAUCAAUCACAAGCUGUUUGAACGCAGUGGUUCACCCUUUCCAACUCCUUUGGUGCUCAAGGAUGAUGUGGAGACCCCUGGAACAAUUUAUACUUCACAUAGAGGGGCUUCUAUGUCUGGAAAGCGUGUGCGGACCCGGAAACAAUUUAUCUAUCCUGUUCUGAGACCCAUUGAGAACAAACUUCAGCAGAUGGAACUGACAGAAGAUUCUUCACCACUGGCAUCAUUCAAUCCUCCAAAAAAGAGAAACUUAGGAGCAGAUUCUAUCAAGAAGCCACAGCAGUCAUCUUCAACUUCAGUGGCUAAACCAGGAUUGUCCAAAUCUCCAUCAUUUUCUUCUCCUGAUAUUAAUGCUUCAUGCCAAGUAAAAGAAACACUCUCUCUGGAGGAGUCCAAGUGUCAGAUUGGCAGCGUAGAGCUAUUGGAUGGUGGAGAACUGUCAAAAUUCAACUCAGAUGAAAAGCAUGCUGCAUUGAGUCUGUCUCACUGGUUGAAAUCUUCAUUCACAGAUGUUGGGAAUCAAUGUGCUGUCAAGUGUGCAGCAGGGGACCAAUCGUAUGAUGAGUGCAGCCUUUUAGCCGAGAGACCUGCCUUCAUUGCUUCUGAUCUGAACUGGGAUGUUGAGAAUCCUACUCCUAUGUUGCCCAAGACAUGGGAUGGCAAUGGUAUUCCAAAUACAACCGCCAGAUACAAGGAGGAUCAGGUGGUCAGCUGGCACGCCACGCCUUUUGAGGAAAGACUGCUGAAGGUUUUAUCUGACGAGGAACGUUGCCCUCCAAGGAAAGUUGUCCGUGGGCAGAUGUUCCAUCAUGAGGAGAAAGCUGAAUAGCGAGUGGUGAUCAGAUUGCAGCCCAACUGUUGUUGAACCUGUCGGCGACCUCUGAAGCUAACCUCUGCGCCGUAUGCAAGUCACUGAGCUUUUGCCUGUUUCUGUGGGUGUGAUGCUGCGUACAAAUGGUAUAGGCUAUGGUUGCUAUGAACAUCAGCUGCUGAAAGAUACCUAGAAUCUAGGAUAGCUUUCCGUAGCUCCCCUUUCGUGAGCCCCCUUGGUGAUACAGCACCGUUGAAGCUGGGGAAAACUCCGUUUGACUGUUCACAAGCACACCCUGCUGUUGCCUCGGCGUACCGCGAGUGAAAACGUCAUCGCCAAAGCACUGUAGAGGUAGAGCAGGCUUAGACGCUUGAGCAUGUCCUUUCUUGCUCUUCCUAGUUACUUGUCAAGUUCAAUUCUCCAACCAUUAUGAGCCUGGUUCUUUUUUCUC
Messenger RNA from Phragmites australis (common reed), 1900 nucleotides. RefSeq names its product protein JASON-like. Gene Ontology annotation, biological process: male meiosis II. The transcript is spliced from 7 exons. The coding region runs from base 127 to 1467 and encodes 446 amino acids. The record is from RefSeq and is a predicted model, not a curated record. NCBI's taxonomy places the organism in Eukaryota, Viridiplantae, Streptophyta, Magnoliopsida, Poales, Poaceae.